Solanum stenotomum is the source of this 1075-nucleotide messenger RNA. RefSeq lists its product as uncharacterized. The transcript has 4 exons. Lineage: Eukaryota; Viridiplantae; Streptophyta; Magnoliopsida; Solanales; Solanaceae. The record is from RefSeq and is a predicted model, not a curated record. Bases 72 to 995 code for a protein of 307 amino acids.
AACUUUUGAGAUUGUGCAAAUUCCAAAAUUCCAAGUUGAAAGCUUUGUUCCCUCUAUUGGGCAUCUUGAAAAUGGGGUUUGCUGCAGUUAGUACCAUUUCAAUGGCUAAUGUUUUUCUAAGAAGCUCUUAUCAUCAUCAGAAAGAUGUAAAUUUGGGGUCUUGUAUGAGAAAAGAAACAUGGGGUUUUAAUCUUUACUUGCCAAAGCUCAAGUACCAAUCAAGAAUCUCAUUUUGCUGCAAGAAUGAAUCAAUUGAUUUCGAAGAAAGAACAAGUCCUAAUGAGGUCAAGAAAGAGAUUGAGCAAUGCUAUGAAUUAAUACACAGGCUUGGUCGCGGUGUUGUGUAUUUAGGAUCUUCAAGGAUGGGUCCUGGACAUCUACACUACAUAAAAACCUUUGAAUUAGGGAACAAGAUUGCAACCCUCUUAGAUUGUACGACAUGGUCCGGGGCUGGGCCAGGCUUAAUGGAUGCUGCCACUCAAGGUGCUCUACAAGCAGGGAAGCCCGUUGGCGGGUUCAAGAUAGGUAAAGAAGCAGGGGAAUGGACGGCUACAAAUUUUCAUCCAUACUUACCAUCAGAGAGUUAUCUUACAUGCAGGUUUUUCUCCGCAAGGAAACACGGGUUGGUGGAUGCUGUUGUGCGAUGCAGAAGCUCUGAAAGGACAGCUGUUGUCGUACUUCCUGGAGGAAUUGGUACCCUCGACGAGGUUUUUGAGAUCAUGGCUUUGAUUCAACUCGAGCGAAUUGGCUCUCAACUUCCUGUUCCUUUGCUUCUAAUGAACUAUGAUUCAUUUUAUACCAAUUUGUUGGAGUUCCUUAAUGAUUGUGAGAAGUGGGGAACUGUCUCUAAAGGUGAAGUUGAAUCAUUGUGGAAAAUUUGUAACAAUAACUCAGAAGCUUUGGAUUAUUUGGCUGAAUUUUAUGGUCUUUCUACUAUAGAAACCAAUAGAAAAGAUUCUGAAUCAUCAGAACAUUUAAGAAUUAACCAUGGUUAAUUCAUAUGUAUUGUGACUUUAAUCUUUAAUUGAUAAGGUUAAAUUGUUUGGUUCAGUGUAACCAUGGUUAAUUCGUAUGU